Messenger RNA from Truncatella angustata, 1558 nucleotides. RefSeq names its product peptidase u61 ld-carboxypeptidase a. Lineage: Eukaryota; Fungi; Ascomycota; Sordariomycetes; Amphisphaeriales; Sporocadaceae. The record is from RefSeq and is a predicted model, not a curated record. The transcript is spliced from 2 exons. Bases 100 to 1179 code for a protein of 359 amino acids.
GCGAUGAUUUGAUCACCUCAUCGCUCUCCGGCACUAUAAUAACCGCAGCGACACAGGUAAACAGCAACCAAAACACCAAUUUAGCAUCCAACCAUCGCAAUGGCCAUACCGAUAAUCCCAAACGCUCUACAGCCGGGUGCGACAAUAGCAUUUAUCUCACCGUCAGCACGGUUGAACGAUAAAAUGCCUGAGGUCAUGUCGCGUGCGACCGCCGUACUCUCAGGUAGAGGCUAUAAUGUUCGAACAUUCUUCAACAAGGACACCAGCAUACAAAACAGCAUCUCGAACCGGCUAUCUGAAAUUCGCGCGGCCUUCUCAGAUCCUCAGAUUUCCGCUAUAAUAUGCACAAUUGGAGGAUCAUCAUUCACGGAGCUGCUUCCGGCUCUUAUUGCAGAUACAGAGCUGCACGCCACGAUUCGUGCCAAUCCCAAGAUCGUAGUAGGGUUUUCAGACAUCACUGGUCUACACUGGUUUCUUUACGCACUCACUGGACUACGCACAUUCUACGGUCCAGGCGCUAUACCAGAGCUCGGCGAGGCCUCUUCCGUUGAUGAUGAGGCUUCAUCGCUUGCCUUUUGCGUCAAACAUCUCUUUCGAGUGAUCGAGGAACGAAAGCCCCUUGGUGCUGUUCCACGAUCACUCACAUACGCGGCAGAGCCUGCACAAGUCUUUUCCGAGCCAGGCUCCAAGGAACCGCCCAAAUUGACUGCGAAUCCGGGUUGGAGCUGGCUGCGCGAGGGCAAGGCGCAGGGUCGCCUAUUUGGCGGAUGUCUGACUGUCGUCGCACGACUACAGGCGGUCCCAGCCAUUGUACCCGACUGGCGCGGCCGGAUCGUGUUUCUUGAGACCGCCUUGGGCGAGGACGAACAUUCAGGAAACCCUAUAUAUAGGGUUCAAGCCGGUUUUGCUGAUUUGAUCGCUGCUGGUGUAUUCGAUGAAGCAGCAGGAUUGGUGGUGGGAAGACCAUUUGGCUAUGAUACUGAGGAAGAAAGAGAGCAGUAUACUGGAGUCAUCAAGGGGUUACUCUGCGAAGGACGCCUGGCGCACAAAAAAUUUCCCAUUCUGUUUGGUAUUGAUAUUGGGCACACGACUCCGAUUGUCACGCUUCCGUUUGAUGCGCUGGCUUUAUUGGAUUCGGACAAGGAUCAGUUUCAGAUAUUAGAGCCCGGAGUUGCAUGAACUCCACGUGCUUGAAUACCCGAGAUUCUUAGCGGAUGACAUUGUGAAAUGUGGAGGGAACCCUUCCAAUGAGUGACGAAUUGGCUUGGUGAUGUCUUUGUCUUAUCACGCCUGGUGCGAAAGUGUCCUCUAUACCAUCCAACCAACAGUAGGACUCCUUUAACAUCGACCAGUUGCUAUAGGCUCUUUUGAGAAGAGUUAACCAUGCCAUACAAAAAUGGAAUCAUAGAAUGCUGUUAAGUUCUUCGGAUUUCACAAGUAACCUGGAUUGGGUGAACGAGCACAAUACUCCUGGUUCCUACCAACACAAACUACAUGACCUUCUGAGUCCAGCCACUAGUCUAGCACGACUGAGUCCAUGCCAGCCAACACAAAGGGU